AAUUAAUCAUAAGUAAUCGUACAAUCAUUCGUCAAAAUAAGAUGAUUUUACUAUUUUUUUCAUUCGAUGAAAAACGUUAUGCUGCUACUAAAAUAAUCAUUCAUACUCGCGUUCUUACGUCUAUGACUUGCCAUUAACUUGUUUAUAAUUCAGUAUCCAUCUUUCCAUGGUUACCCUGCUAACAUUUUUGAUAAACUUUUCAAUGUAUCAACCAAACAAGUUAUUACAUCAUGCAUUAGAGGCAAAGAAUCGCGUGAAAGAUCCGUUCCUUUGAGCCUGCUCGUUCGCCAACGAUCCAUCACUAGUUUUGACAAGCCGAGUGGGGAGGGAAAGAAGCCAUGGAGGAGUGUGUGUUGAGGAGGAGGAGGAGGUGGAAGAAGAGUGGGUCAGUCUGUAAUAAGCAUCACGACGAGGCAGGCUCGCUGUGUUCCUUUCAUCCGUACUUGGUUGUGUUUCGUCGUCCGUUGAGCAGUCGACUGGCUCGCUCGUGUGCAACGCUAGCCUUAGCUUUAGCCUAGUCCUGCCAUUUCUUUUUUUGUUGGAGGUGGCGGCGGCGGCGGUGUUGUUGUGGGGGAGAAAAGUUUUCAAAUGAGGAGUCAACAGCGGCUAAGUCGAUGGCGACCAACCGAGAAGACGCGCCGAACAUGUCCGCGUCGAAUUUGAGGUGCUCUUAGCUGUGUUACGACGCGAAUAUGGCUCACGUGGUGGAAUUUAAAAGGGAGCUGUCACUAUAGUCCAGCUCGCCAGUUGGACAAAAGAGACUGUCGCUUCGACCAAGCUAUUUGGCCGGCCACCACCUCCAAUCCCUCCCGAGUGAGGCUCGGCUUUUUAGCUGUGGGGCUCGCAGGUGUCUUUUUGAACAAAAUGGCAGCGUACAGUAGCAUGCUAACAAAGCGACGCUUUGUUGCGGGAUAGGGCCAAGCCAGCCCCAGCCAGGCUGCGCCGCAAAGGGGCUUGCUCACGCCGAGCUCAUAGAAGAUACUUGAGGGCUGUUGUUUGCUGUCGAAAGAGGACUUACUGAGGGGGGAGACGAGCCAUCGAGCCUGAUGACAUUGGACAACAUGAAGCCCGAGAGAGUCAACUGGGAUCAGCUCCAGAGCCCCACGACCUCAGCCAAGAUGAGUGGUCUUGAGAAUAGAUGGAUCGAUGGAGAUACAACAGAGGAGUUUUUCGAGUAUGACACAGAGGAGUUCCUGGUGUUCCUGACCCUGCUCAUCACAGAGGGACGGACGCCGGAAUAUUCGGUGAAGGGCAGGACCGAGGGGCUGCACUGUCCACCUGCUCAGUCGGCCAUGCCGCCCCUUCACAAGCAUGAAUGCAGCGAUAAACUGCCACAGUGUCGGCAGGCACGUCGGACCCGUUCAGAGGUGAUCCUCCUCUGGAAGAACAGCAUCCCCAUCAUGAUCGAGGUCAUGCUCCUGCCCGACUGUUGCUAUGGUGACGAAUGCCCACCAAGUGACCCCAUCAGUGACCCAGUCAUCAAACAAGAUGCAUUGUUGCUGGAGAGAUGGACAUUGCAGCCGGUUCCAAGACAAAGCGGUGACCGUUUCAUAGAGGAGAAGACAUUGCUGUUGGCUGUGCGCUCGUAUGUUUUCUUCUCACAGCUCAGCGCCUGGCUUAGUGCCUCCCAUGGAAUCGUCCCCCGAAACAUCCUAUACAGAAUAAGUGCUGCUGAUGAGGACUUGGUGUGGCAGUUCUCACAACCACCAUCUGAGCACAUAUUCCCUGUCCCCAAUGUGUCCCAGAGUGUUGCAUUGCAGGUCCGUGUGCAGUCGCUGCCCCGCCAGCCCACCUAUCCCACGUUGGCCUGCAGCAUCCACACUGGCCUGCCCCCACUCUACAGCAAGACCCCCAGCCUCAACCCAAACUUCAAUAGCCAUGGUGGCCAGCCCACCCUCCGAAAAAUUCAGGAGCCCAACAAAGAGACCCUCCUCCACAGCUCCAACAUUUACAGCAAGAGCUCCAGCUCUGUGUCGGGCCGCCUUAUCAAUGGAAUGCCCAUCCCCAAUCUUCCCAUCAACAAUAUUCCCAUCAACAUGGCCACGCCACUCCCCUACAGCAAGAAGAACCAGGAACCCAUUGAAAAACGCACAUAUCAGAAUGGAGAGCUCCCGCACGUCAAUAUCCCCCAAAGUCAGGACCCCCCACUGUUGCAUCGAUCCUCCCGCUCACCCACACCCUCACACUCCCAUUCCCCUUCUCCACUCCCGGGGAAGUGGCUCUACUCGCCCCUUAAUGGCUCAUCGGAAUCCCCGCCAUUAGAAGAUUAUGGGUGCAGCACCAACAGUUGCGACAGGCCAAAAGCACCCCUCCCCGAGCCGCUGCGAACCUUUAAGAGUUUCUCAGUGGCUGAGCCUGGCCGCUGCCCAUCGCCCCGGUCCACGGCAAAUGAAACAAACCCGCUCAUUGGCUCACUAUUACAGGAGAGACAGGAAGUUAUAGCCCGCAUCGCACAGAGGCUCAACUUCUGCGACCCCACAGCGCCGCCGCUUCCCCCAGCCCUUUUUGCCACGGACAACUCUCCCAAAGCCACGUGGGGUAGUAGCCAUGAUGACAUGGUGGCCAGUAAGACCAAAGAGCCAGAGGUACUGCCCUAUGAGUGUGUGGGACAUGCUCGGCCCUCUCCCUUCCACACACCCUCCACCACCACCACAUCUUUCCACAAGCGGGAAACCUCCCCGAAACCUGCAGUCUGCAGGAAGUUGAGGCUGACUGAGAUGAGAGAUGGGAGCGCAGAGAGUGAGCGAGACAAGGAGAGAGAGAAGAGUGGCGAAAAGGAGCGAGACGGCUCCCUCAUUGCUCAGGCAGUGCACGACAUUACUCGACUCAUCCAGGAAAGACUCUCUGUUCCCUCGCUGUCGCCCAGCCACAGCAGGUGCGGCAGCCCUCUACACCACACGCACACAACAACGGUCACGCAAACAAUACGCACAUACUCGCACCCCACACAUGUCCCACACACUUCACACGACAGCUACACCAAUGGCCACAUUCACAGCCAUGAACCUAGCAGGGGCCUUCAAGCCUCUGUCCCAUACAUGCCUCUUUGCACAAACAAAUCCCAGCUCGACCCGGGGACCAAUUGCCAUCCUCCUCGGGCCCAAAAUGGGGCCCAAAUUACACUUGAAGAACCUUCACUCAGAGGCCAGUUCCAUGCUGGUCCACGUUUACGAACUCCCACCCAGGAAAAGCUCACAAUCAACACAACCAGCAGUCAUAUUUUUCCUCCCUCCCCGGCGAAUGGGCCUGGCAGUGCCCUGCCCUCCAGUCAGACCUGCAAGGGAUCCACCUUCAAGUGUAACACAAUCCAAAACCACAGCAAGCCUCAGUCACCCACACGGGCUGAUGCUUCAGCCCAGAAUGAGAACCAAACACCGAGACAGUUUCCAGAACUGUCUCCCCCACCUACUGUCCUGCGAAGUCAUGGACCCUAUCCCUUGGGGCCCUGCAACGGCUGGAGGAAACAGAAUCGCCACUCGUUAGACGCCACUGCGACCAAGGCCUUCCAUCCCUGCACUGGCCUGCCCUUGCUCUCCAGCCCUGUUCCACAGAGGAGAAACCAUUCUGGCUACUUUGACCUGGACACCUCUCUGGUUGGUUUUAAAGGCUUACCCUGGGCCUCUGGGAAAAGGGUGUGCCCUAAGGGAGAGGAGUACACAGGUGAUGCUCAGCAGCUGUUCAGUGCAAGUGCUCCACCUGCCAGUCUCAGUCUAUUGGGAAACUUUGAGGAGUGUGUGUUGAACUACCGCCUGGAGCCUUUAGGGACGGUGGAGGGUUUCACUGCCGAAGUUGGCGCCAGUGGGUCCUUCUGCCCCAGUCACCUGACCUUACCUGUGGAUGUGUCAUUCUAUAGCGUCUCAGAUGACAACGCCCCCUCACCGUAUAUGGGUGUGAUCAACCUGGAGUCCUUGGGGAAAAGAGGCUACCGAGUACCUCCAUCAGGAACCAUUCAAGUGACCUUAUUCAACCCGAACAAGACAGUGGUAAAGAUGUUUGUGGUGAUGUACGACCUGCAAGCCAUGCCAGCCGGAAACCAGACCUUCUUACGCCAGAGGACUUUCUCCGUCCCCGUCAGGCGAGACUCGAACCAUCAGAUCAACAGGAAACCCCUCCCUUUGGGCCAGGCGCGCACUCUGCGCUACCUCGUUCAUCUGAGGUUCCAGAGUUCCAAGUCUGGGAAGAUCUACCUCCACAGGGACAUCCGUCUUCUGUUUUCGAGGAAGUCCAUGGAGGUGGAUAGCGGUGCUGCCUACGAGCUACAGUCAUUCACCGAGUCCCCCAUUGACCCGCCAUUCUCACCCCGUUGCUGACUCGCAGCUAACCCCAUGACCCCCCCACCCCACCCGUCGUCCCUCCUCCGCUUGCCAGAUCGUACCCACACCUCUAUGCCGGUCAUGAGUCAUUGUGUCCGCCUGUUGGAAGAGAAAUCAAAGGACAGCAGAUGAUGGAGUGCACCCCCGUGUGGGACGCUUGUUAGAAUGGAAUUCUCUGUUGACGUGCAUGAACUUUGUUCUGACUUACAGCUGGAGCGUGCAGGGUUUUGAAGUCUUGCUAGAAAAUGCCUUACAAGAUUUAAAAGGUAAUUAUUGUGUAUUUGAACCCCCCCCCCCCCAGCGUCUGGCAGGAGAGCUGAACCCAAUGAUUGUCCACAGGACCAGUUGGACUCUCAACUGUGCAGUUUGUGCUCCAGUCCCCAAACUAGAAUGUUGAUUUUAACCUCAGUCACAUAAUGAAUACAUGUUGAAUCUCAGUUACUUGACAAAUGCAAUACUUUGCCUUUUGAAUGAGGAAAACAAAUCUUGGCUUGUCAAAUUGCAGCUUGUUUGACAGUAAAUUAAGAAUCAUUUGGAUUCAUUAGCCACUUUUGGCUUGCCUGUCUAAGAUGGCUUUUUCAUGUCCCACUUCACUGGGUGUUUUGUUUAAAAGGUGAUUAGAUGCCAGAUCUUCUGUUAAGAUUCUGUAGCAACAAAUUUGCAGAAUCUCUUUGUAAAAGAGGCUAAUGAUUUGCAACCUUGAAGCAGCUGCGUCUCUUACUAAAGAGGAAGUGGCCUACAGAGGAGCCCCCACCCCACCACACCCCCAAUCGUCACUUCCUCCACCCCACUUCAAAAAAAGGACCACCGAAGAAGUCCACCAUGCAAUCACACUGAAUUCAAGUGAACUUAUCAUGGGAGAAAUCUUCAGAAAUGCACUGUGGAUUUGUUUUUUUGUUUUUCCCUUGUCCAAACUGGAAAAAGAAAGCGGAAAAUAAUUGUCAUACUUUUUUGUACUGUUACAAACACCAAUUUAUUGGAAGUGUUGCAAUAGAGUAAGAGUAACCUUAGUUUUAAGUGUUUACUUUCAGUUUACGUAACCAUCCCGUUUAUUUAAUAUUUAAAUUAAUAUUUCAUUUCUUUGUGAUGUCUGUCAUGCCAAGAUGGUUUAGUGUAAACUGUAUAUCAUAGUAUUUUUGACAUUAAUAUUCAAAUCUGAAAAAAAUAUAUCUAUCUUCUAAAGCAAUU
Messenger RNA from Syngnathoides biaculeatus (alligator pipefish), 5501 nucleotides. It is a transcript of the gene atosa, whose product is annotated as atos homolog A. NCBI's taxonomy places the organism in Eukaryota, Metazoa, Chordata, Actinopteri, Syngnathiformes, Syngnathidae. The transcript has 13 exons. Bases 1047 to 4310 code for a protein of 1087 amino acids. The record is from RefSeq and is a predicted model, not a curated record.